AUGAAAGCCUCUACUUGCAUACUCAUCAGCGGACUCGCUGCUGUUUGCGCCUCAGCGAGUACUAUCGAACCAAAAUUCCGCAUUUCUCCGAUUGAUGGAUCCAAGAUUGCGUUACCAACAAAGGAACAGCUUGCCUUCCAAGAUAAAGAAAUAGGAGUCCUCAUUCAUUUUGAUAUAUCGACAUAUCUCAGCAUUGAUGGCUGCAAUAAUGUGCCGAAUUUUGUGCCAAAUCCCUCGAUCUUUGAUCCAGCCUUGCUGAAUACUGACGCAUGGAUGGAUUCGAUCAUCGCGGUAGGCGCAAAGUAUGCUACGCUGGUUGCAAAGCACAAUUGUGGAUUCACUUCUUGGCCCAGUACAGUGGUAUUCCAGGACAUUAAUAACAAAACUGUUCCAUACAACUAUACGAUUGCCCAGUCACCCGUGCGUGGGGAAAAUGUGGUCCAAAGCUUUGUGGAUUCCGCCGAGAAAUAUGGUAUCGGUCAUGGAUUUUAUUACAGUUUGACGGUUAACAACUACUUGAAUGUACAAAACUCUGAUGUUCGUUGGAAUGCUUGGGCCGCUGGACAAGUGAAUAUCACAAACAGCACAUAUGAUCAAAUCGUCUACGAUCAGUUGAGCGAGCUUUGGGGCAACUACGGGAACCUGACGGAGGCGAGUGAGAGCCCGAAUAAAAAGAAAAUUAUCUGGUUUGAUGGAGGAUACAGUAGCUCUCAGCAGGAGAGAGUUGAGGCUCUUCUUCAAGAGACGCAACCUCAAGCUGUGGUUUUCAACGCAUGCGAAACGAAUGGAACUUGCUUAACUGCAAACUCAAUCAGAUGGAUUGGAACGGAAACAGGGCAAGCUCCCGAGGAAAACUGGUCAACUGGAGUCACAAAUGAUGGGGGUGACCCUACGAGCCCCUACUUUUGCCCAGCCGAGUGUGAUACAACUCUCCAAACUGACGACCGUUGGUUUUUUGGUGUUGAUCAACCAUUGAGGUCCAUUGAAGAAAUGAUUGAUGUUUAUCAUCAAACUGUCGGUCGCAAUUGUCUCCUUGAACUUGAUCUCACUCCUGACCGAAGUGGUCUCAUACCGGCUAAUUAUGCCGCUCGGUAUAAGCAACUGGGUGAUUUCAUUAAAUCAUGCUACGCCACCUCAAUAUCAGAAAACGCGCAACAUUCAUCCACGCAAACUGGUGAAUAUAGUAUCGAAUUGGGUUAUCCCACCGCUAUUGACAGAAUUGUUUUGAUGGAAGAUCAAUCUGAUGGCCAGGUGAUUCGCUCAUAUCAGGUCUUUGCGAAGAUUGUCGAUAGCCAGGAUGCGAACGGUACAUUGGCAGUCCCAUUCACCUUGGUAUCAAAUGGUACAAGCAUCGGCCACAAAAAGAUAGACAUCUUCGAAAAGGCGAUAACCACGACAGAAGUCUUUGUUAAUACCACUUAUGUUGAUAUCCCCAAGUGGAGCCAAAUUUCCCUUCAUCUGUGUGAUCAAUUGGCGGCAAAUGGCACUUCAAUUGAAGAAGACUGA
Messenger RNA from Penicillium malachiteum, 1506 nucleotides. RefSeq names its product Glycoside hydrolase family 29. Gene Ontology annotation, biological process: fucose metabolic process; glycoside catabolic process. The transcript is spliced from 4 exons. The record is from RefSeq and is a predicted model, not a curated record. The coding region runs from base 1 to 1506 and encodes 501 amino acids. Gene Ontology annotation, molecular function: alpha-L-fucosidase activity. Gene Ontology annotation, cellular component: lysosome. Lineage: Eukaryota; Fungi; Ascomycota; Eurotiomycetes; Eurotiales; Aspergillaceae.